UUGCCGGACAAGGAAUGCGGAAUGCGACCGUUGCGCCAGCAGCUGGGAGCGAUUAUGUCAGCAAUCGGUCUUGAGGUCGUGACUUCGCGUGCAGAGUAACAACAAGCACCAUGUUUCGCCAUGACGCGUCGCAACAGAAAUUGGUCGCUGUCGCUGCGACCGCCUCACCUUCACUUGGCUGCGCAUUUGGAUAAGCGCCUAUUUUGUAAUCCGCCAUGUCCGUGAGAGGCCCACGUGGAGGCCGUGGUCGCGGCCGCGGCGGUGGCAGAACAAUGAUAUGGGAAUGGGAGACCUAUAAACCGUCGCCGUCCGUCUAUGAGAACCUUUGGCACGUCCGCCAAGCGCCUGUCGCCGUCACGCCGCAUGUGUCUAACGACUGUCCUAUACCUGAUGCUCGCACGCGCAUCAUCGAGCGCCGCCAAACCGAGGACUCCUUCGAACGCAACUUUUACUUCGUCGAGAUCACGUACUUAGGUGGCCAGGAGCCGACCAGCACAUGGGUGCAGAGCAGCGACAAUAGCGAGAAGAGCGGGACUGAAGUCGAAACCGUUGAUGUUAGCAGGAUCUUGCAGUAUGUGAGUCCCCGCGAGCUUGAGCGGUUCGAGAACGAGCAGUUCAGGAUUGAGGCCGAAGCACAGGCGGUGGCAGACAGAGAGGACGAAGAGGAGCAGAUCAGAAGGCGCAUGCAGAAGAAUGCGCGCGCAGGCGGUGGAAGAGGUAGAGGUGGUCAUAUGCUGGACAGCUUUGGCAUCGAUCCUGAGCUGCAGACAUCAAACACAUCGAGAGGCCGUCCAAAGGGAAGAGGGCGUGGGAGAGGUAGAGGAAGGGGCAGCUGGCGCGGAAAAGGUGGGUUGUUGUCUGGCGCAAUGAGGAGCCUCGAAUUCGUGCAGGACGAGAUCGUCGACAGCGAGCCUAGUGGGACUAAGAAUCACGAGCCGCCGAUAUCACGAGACGAGAUUGCAGAAACUAGCUCCGAAUCUGAGAACGACCUGCCAGGACCAUCGUCGCCAGGUCUCAUGCGCUCGGCCUUCAUAACCAGCAGCGCGCUGCCUCUGUCUCCUGUACAGCCUCAUCGGCCUGUUUCUCCAAACCCACUACGACGCGCCAACCCGGAAGUUCCAGACAUUGGCACUGAUGCCAAUUCUGAGGAGAGUGAACAUGAUUCCGUGUCAAGUGCUGCCAUGCAACUCCAAUUUGAGGACGACCUUGGCGAAGUCGCGAUCGCAGUCACUGUAUCGGAAGGCUCAGACGAGGGAGAUGGUCACCGACGGAAACGAUACAAGACAGAGAGCAUGACACCGCAGCAUACCCUCAUGUUUCCGCGGUCAUCCCAGAUCGAAGAAUCAACCUCAGAAAGCGAAGACGAUUCUGUACCUGCAGACCCUCCACCGACCAUCAAAGGGCACAAGAAUCACGACGCCAGUCUCUAUACCCACACAACAGUUCCUGCUAGCUUGUCAGCCCCGCACGAGAGGGCAUUAAGUGUGGACGAGACGCCUAGUGUCAGCGAGGACGACGAGGACGACGACGACGACGACGACGACGCAGAGGAGUAUAUUGUCGAAGAGAUCAUCGAGCACUACCAUGACGAAACCGGCAGGAAGUUCUACCUCGUCAAGUGGGAGGGUUACAAGGACAGCCACGAUUGGCUGCCUGAGGAAGAUCUGGCAGGCGCUGCUGAGCUAGUGACAGACUAUAACGAAAAGGUCAGGAGGCGGAAAAGAAAAGAAGCAGUCCAGUGACGAGCAGAAAUACAUUAUUGUCUACAUAUUGGUCGCGGAAUGUGAACGAUGAUUGAGCCCAAUGUUUUUGCAGCCAGACCCAGAGCUUGCCAACAUAGCCGGAGAUCCCACAUCGUGGAGCGGAGAACACGUUCACAGCAGGCUUCGGGAUAGAGCACAGCGAGAUCAUCAAUCUUACAAAUUGAACUCAAUACGAAGUUACCGACGUGAACAUAGGUUUGCCUAACAUCUCAUAAUCCAUAUCCCUCCACACUCACACAGGUACAUCUCACUUCUUGCCCUCAACGCUGUACGCCGGUGGAGCAUCUCCAUAUCCAUCAUCUGCGCCCUCCUCAGUCAGCGCCUCCUGCGUCUUCACCUUUACCUUCCGAUCCUUGUGCACGCCCGUCUGAUUCCUCGCGUU
This is a messenger RNA of Boeremia exigua, 2145 nucleotides long. RefSeq lists its product as uncharacterized. The coding region runs from base 216 to 1742 and encodes 508 amino acids. The record is from RefSeq and is a predicted model, not a curated record. Gene Ontology annotation, molecular function: chromatin binding. The transcript has 2 exons. Gene Ontology annotation, cellular component: pericentric heterochromatin. Gene Ontology annotation, biological process: chromatin organization; negative regulation of transcription by RNA polymerase II. NCBI's taxonomy places the organism in Eukaryota, Fungi, Ascomycota, Dothideomycetes, Pleosporales, Didymellaceae.